Clupea harengus (Atlantic herring) is the source of this 7384-nucleotide messenger RNA. RefSeq names its product regulator of G protein signaling 20 (gene rgs20). The record is from RefSeq and is a predicted model, not a curated record. NCBI's taxonomy places the organism in Eukaryota, Metazoa, Chordata, Actinopteri, Clupeiformes, Clupeidae.
UACAGCAAAUAGUCCUAUCCUGUUGGCGCGAUGAAGGCUACUCAGCUCAAGGAAGCCAUGAGCAUGAAAAUGAAGAGGAUCUGUCCUUUCAGGUACGAUCAAAAGAAAUAUGUCAGGAAAUAGACAUCUAAGGCUGCCAGUAAAAGUCAGUGUUUACAAUGCCAGUUAUAGAAUUGGUUAAUUUAAGAACAUAGUGUACUUGUUUUUUUGUUGACCAUGAUUUUUUCCCCAAGAGGAAUGAAUUACUUUGGUUAUUUUCACUUGUUGCUAUGUGACAAAUGUGAGCAUAUUCUCAGAUAACAUGAACAAGGAGCAGACAAAACUUUGACUCUGUUCAAAACUUUUAAAGAGUGAGGGUGCUGUUGUUUUGAAAUACUGCUGGACAUUUCAAGCUUUAUAGUAACAAGGGAGAUUUCUCGUCUGACUUGAUUACAACUUGUCCCCAACAACCCAAGUAUUUGGAACAAAGUCCCGCAAGUGUUGGGGAAGCUGCCGCUGAGAAAGCCUAGUAGGCAGGGUAGGAGGCGAAGCCUCAGUCUCUGUGUAGUGUGUACCUGACGGUUGGGUCAGUAGGGUGUGAGCUGGUCACAGUGGAGAACCACCAAUUUCUUCCAUUUCACCAGUCACACCUUAUACACAAAGUCCAGAACAUUUUUCUGACCAGGCGCUUAGCGGUAGGGGCAGCAAUCUGGUCGGGGACCCCAUAUAAUACGCCUGUGGCCACUUAGUAAAGUAGUCCAUGAUGACGUAGCAAUUCACAAUUGGCCCUGGUCUCAUUUAAACUGCUGGGGGUCAAUGAAUUUCCAUCCACUGCUGACUGCUGCUGCUGGAGCCCAGAGACUGCUGUCACUGUUGCCUGGAGAGGCGCAGAACCGCCACCACUGGAGUCGCUGCAUCCUGGUCCUCGAUGCACUGACAAUGCCAGCACCUGUCCUCCUAAUAAUGCUGUUGGAACAGAGCACCUGCGUUGGCGUAAAGACGGCCGGCUCAGUGGCGAAUAUUGAAGUCGUAGUCCAACAGAGUCUCUCAUCACUGAGCCAGCUGUCCUGCCGACUCUUCGAAGUUGAGAGAAGCAUGAUCAGUGCGCAGGAGAAACUGCCUUUUGCUGAGGUAGGCUCUAAAAGUGGUAAAUUCCCAGGCUGACAGCCAGCAGCUCUCGAUGGGUGAUGAAGUAGUUCUUAUCUGGUCGGAUGAACGAACGCCUUUAGUAGGCGACGAGCUGCUCACCUCCUGGGACAGCACUGCAAGGAGACCCAAGUUGCUAGCAGCGGUGUCUAGGAUGAACAGUCGCUGUGGGUUUGGAAACAAAAGCCUCGAUGAGCGCUGACCCGUGAGUCGAGCGAAGGCAGCAAUGCAGUCCUCACUCCACUGGAAUAGUUGCCCCUUCUGUGUCAGUCGCAGUGAGCUGGCGAUGAUGGUGAAGUCUCUGACGAAGCACCGGUAGUAGGUGCUGACAUUGCAGGGAGUGGGCCAGUCUCACAGCAGCUAUCUUUGCUGGGUCGUGGACCCCCCCGGUGUGCCUACAACAUAGCCUAGGAAAGAUGUCUCUCUCCAGAACAGAUGACACGGGUGCAGACAUAGACCAGAUUGGCGAAUGGCAUUGAAAACGUCACUCAGGUUAACCAGGGUGCCUGCAGCGUGAACAAGGAGGUCAUAUAUGACUGCAUUUCCACUCUGGGUGCCCAGGCUGUGUUUUGUUUUCUGGUGGCGGGCGAACAGUUUAUCUCUGGCACUGUUGGCAAAGCUCCGCUGGUCGAGCUGCCGAAGCAGUGCUCCCCCAGUGGCUGGCCAGCUGACCCUUCCAAUCGUGUUGAUCAAACUACCACUGCACAUUUUUAUUAGGCCAAAUAUUAAACAAAGACCUAAUUCCGCAGUAAUUUGGUAGCGUUUAGGUUAUUUGAUACUGACUAGUUAACUUCUGGCGCUGAAACUCUCUUACCUGAUUCUGCUAACCCUGCAUUUCACCUUGACACGCCUCAAGCACCCAAGCCCGAGAGCCGAAAUGCCCUGGCUGCAAGCCCCAAGGAAACCUGGAGAGGGCACGAUCAAGCCCCGGAUAUGACAAUGACAAAGGGGACACAGCAGGCCCGGCCACGCACUAAGGUUGUCUGGGUUUGGCCCAAUUGAGGAAACACGACUGUUCAUUAAAUGGCACAUGGCAUUAACAUUCACACACACUAACACUGGACACAAAAGGGAGGCAUGAAACACAUGAUUCUAAUUUAAAACACUUUCCCGUUCCCUAACAACUCCGCAACUGCAUAGCAUGCUGGGAUUACCGAGCAUCUCUUACCCUACGCAAUGCAAAAGCUUCGCUAACCCCUUGCACGUUACAAUAUUUUGCAGAUGCAAGAUAUGUUAUAUUUUAUAUAAAGAUAUUUACCAGACCGAUAUAGAAACAAUUUUUUCAUUAUAUUUUUGUAAAUAGUUUAUCCAAGCUUAGGUGGUGGUAUUUGUGGUAGCUAUUUUUGCCUCUUGACAAUUGUCAAGCUUGUGGAAAUAGGAUACUUCUUGUGGAAGAUUCAGAUGAGUAAGCAUCAUAAUCCAAGCUAGGCCUAACCAAACAGUAACACGCAGUGCCAGUUAUUUACAACAACUUUAUUGUUUCUGUAUUUACUGAAUACCAGUGUUGUAUUUAAUGUGCUUUAUAGGAAUGAAGGCUUAAGCCAAUUGAUUCAGUUCAACAGGCAUGGUAUAGGCCUACUGCAGGUCUAUUUCUGGAUAUUCGCACGUAGGCUAGGCCCCAGUCCUACUCCAUAUAAUUAGUUUCUUUUCGACAUGACUUGAAUUUCUUUAUCGUUUUGGAACCAGGAAAACAAACACGGAAAGAUUAACAAUAGUUUGUUUGUUUAAAAUGAAAGAAGAGUAAGGUUUCAGUGGCCUGCCAGGGUGGGCUACAUUUGCUUUGAGCAAUUUCUGUAUUUUUUUUUUGACGUCACUGAUCUCAUGAAGAUGUAUUACCACCACCAUGUCAGCAGAAGACUGCCAAUCAAAUUAUUACAUCUUAAUAAACUACUAUGACACUACACUGCCAUCUAGUGUAUAGGCCCGCAAAGCCAGAUGAUGUUGCUUUCUAUGAGGAACAUAAUGAAAACAGACGCGUGUCGGUCAUUACAUUACAGAAAUAUCUAUAUGUUUAUCUAAAACAUAUUUACAUGUAAGGCUACAUAUGCCUUACUAAUGCGAAUACUGCAAAAACAAACUGCAACUUUAUGAUCUAAUUAAUAGGCCUACGUUGUGCAACUGGAACCUUUGACACGCAUGUAUUUAGUGUUUUGAGUGGGUAACCACCGUUACCCAAAUCUGCUUACUCUAUGUUUUGCCCCCACAAUUAUAAUUUUAUUACGAUUAAUGCGAAAAUUUAUAUGAAAAGUGGUAUUAAAUGUUUUUUGGUGAUUCGAUUUGCACACUGAUGGAAUCAAACAAUGCCAAACGCGCCCCGCGGCCUCCAGUUUAUGAUUGCUGCCUAUGCGCGGUGCCAGUAUGACAGCAGCUUUACGCAACAUGAGGAAAUGCUCAAAGUGUUCUAAAAUGUUGAGGACGUAGGUAUAUAUAGGGGAUACACUGGACUUUAAACAACUGAAUGAUUUAUCCUAUCCUUCUAUAGUGAUACCCCAUUGAUUUUGUCCAUAUAUCCGUUGCACCUAGGGUAUUUGUGUAGUGUUUUCACGUCUUCGUAAAGGGAAAUCCUUGCAUCACAACAGACAGGGGAACUCCCGUGAGAUUGUAGUAAAGGGCGGGGGAGCGUUCCCGUUGCUAUUCCCCCGCUGAUGUACCCCUUCGAACCCAUUAUACAGUCGCCGUCGUCAUGCAUCUACAUCCCAAAGAGAAAGUAUUAAUUCAGUUUCACACAAUAUUCCAGUUUCAUCAAACAAUCAAACCUGCUCAGUUUAUAACGCUGAUUUGGUGGGUGGGGGGGUUGAUGAUUUACUAUUGCAGCAUUGUCCUGGUAGAAAGACACUAAAUCCUUUUUUAUUGUAGACAUUUCCAUAUUAACGUUAAUGGUUUGACAUUCUAGACAAAUGCAAGGACAGCGCUUACUUAUCCCUGUAAUGAAGACGUGGGUUUUAGCGCGUCGUGCAGCCGAGAAAUGCGGGGGAAUGGUUAUAAGCGCAUGAGAAAUCUGUGACAUUCAGAGGUUUUACGCUUACACUGGCUGCCACAACUUGCAAAGAAAACGCAUGCGCAUUGACACUGAGCAGCCGGUCUUAAAAAUCCUUAUACCAACGGAUGUAAUAAAGGCAAAGAAUUACAUCUUGUCUCUGGGCAUACAUGGUGAAAUUCCCAUGGGUUCAGAGCGGAUGGAGAUGCGAAAGAGGCAGAUGUCGGUGCAACAGGAGCCGCUGGCGGGUGGCACUGCACCGUCACAGCAGGAGCAGCCAGACCAGGGCAACCGAGGCUCCAACGCAUGCUGCUUCUGCUGGUGCUGCUGCUGCAGCUGCUCGUGUCUCACUGUUAGGAAUGAAGACAAGGAGGGAAAGAACCGCCGAGACUCCUAUGACUCCUAUAACUGUGAGGAGAGCCCAAAGCCCACUGUGGAGGAGGCACGCUCAUGGGGCCAGUCUUUUGACAAGCUGAUGUGCUGCCCUGCUGGGAGGAGCGCAUUCCGGCAAUUUCUGCGAACAGAAUUCAGCGAGGAGAACAUGCUCUUUUGGCUUGCUUGUGAUGAGUUCAUCAAGGAGACCAACAAGGGCGCCAUCGAGGAGAAGGCCCGACUUAUCUAUGAGGAUUAUAUCUCCAUCCUCUCACCCAAAGAGGUGAGCCUUGACUCGCGAGUUCGAGAUGUGAUUAAUCGCAACAUGCUGGAACCCAACUUGCAUACCUUUGAUGAUGCUCAGCUACAGAUCUACACGCUAAUGCAAAGAGACUCAUAUCCUCGCUUCUUGAGCUCCCCAUUCUACAAAAACCUGCUCAAUACACUUGCUGAGCAGUCGCCAGAAUCUUAGGUCUCUGUGAUCAUUGUUGAUUUUGCCCCUUCCCUUUUAUUCUGGUCUUCUUGUUGUUGGUAACAUUUCUUAGAGAAACUUUAGGGUAUAUUUCAGAAGACCUUCAGCGGGUUCCUUCCAGGGAUUUAAUGCUAAACUGAUGUGCACCUGAAAGGAAAACACACUCAGGUCUCCAAGCUUCUGGAUUAAAAAACAUGUCUCAAACCUCUCGAGGGCUCGCCACAACAUGUACUGCUACAGAUCAGCUUGGAUGGGGACAAGGGGCAUUUAUGCUGUUUGUGUGUGUGUGUGUGUGUGUGUGUGUGUGUGUGUGUGUGUGUGUGUGUGUGUGUGUGUGUGUGUGUGUGUGUGUGUGUGUGUGUGUGUGUGUGUGUGUGUGUAUGGGGUGGGGUGUGGGUGUUCAACUCCUUAUUUAUUGUUAAUCGAUCAAAUAUUUAGUUUGUAUUAUUGUUCAAAGGAGAAAAUGUAAUGCCCUGUCCGGGCCAUAUAUAUAUAGUUCUAUAUCUUUAUGAAAAUUUUAAUAUGUGAAGAAUUGUUAGAAUUUCUUCUUGUUAUACAGUAUAAUUUAAAAAGGAAGGGAACUGUGGGCACAUGGAAGUGCCAAGAUGUGUGUAGUGUGUAUGAGAAUCAAAGCUCUAUUUAAGGCGACAGUCUAUCCAUAGGCAGCUCUUUUGGGGUACUGUGUCUGUAGACUACCUUGCAUCCUCUUCUGUGUUUGCCUAUUUCACUAUUUGCUAUCUGUAAGCAUGGCUUGAUCUUAACAGAAAGUGUUGAAAUUGACAUAUUAAGGUGACCAUGAUCCCUGAGGUGCCCGGAGGAGAUGUCACCAAAUUCUACAGUAUUUUGAGAAUCAACCAAGUAAAUGGCAGAAAGUGGUAGACAAUGGAAUGCAAAGGUAAUCACACAUUCAUGUUCAUAUAUGGAUUAUUUUGUCAACAUCAUCAGAAACCACUCAGUAUUUUUUAUCAUAUGGAUUGGAUGAUCUCUGUGGUGGACUUUGUUUGAGUGCUAUUGUUGUGUUGGAGAAGAAGGAAAUAGUUUGAUGUGACCAGGAGUCAAAGCUAGGAGGGCAGUGUUUUUUUAAGAUACUCUCCUACUUACAGAUCAAGUGAGCCUUCCUUGAGUUCUGAGACCAAACUAGCACUGGCUAUUAUUACUAUGGAUAUCAUUCCUUUCCAUUCAUGCCACUGUUAAGUAUUAGUGUGGUUUUUUUUCAGUGCUAAUUUUAGUGGUAGAUUAAUUACGUUGUUGCCUGGCGUACACGUCACUAAAAGACAAGAACCUCAUUAGAGGAAGUGCCUUGAUAUAACAUUUUCUGACGUCACAUUCAUGGCAAUAGGUGGUUCAAACCUUGUCAUGUGCAGGAUCUGACUAAAAUUUGGAAGCACCCAUUUCUAAGGUGCUGGGCCUUACAUCCAGAGCAUUUGAGGGAAGGUAAGAGAUGAUUCAUCAGGUCAUAGCAUACCCCCCUUUGCUGGUUUGUCCAUUGCAUGUAAGGAUCUGCACUGUUACAUGUAAUGAAUAGUUGGGCACAAGACCCCAACUGUAGGCUGUAGUUCACAGGAGGUCUUCAGGAUUUCACACACCUUCCUUCUCAUAUAUACUUGUACUUGUACUUAUAUGGAAGACCAUAGGUGUGACUGGGAGUGCAGAGCUGUGACAGCUAUGUUAAAUGCAAGCAAGCUGAUUGGUAAUUGAAUCACAUGCCCCUCUUUGAAGGUUAGCAAUAUGAGCAACCCUGGCAUUAUUGUUGCGACUCCAAAUGUCCUUGAUCUCAGGGCCCAAACCAAGUUCAUGCCACUGGCCUGUUUACUUUGUCCCUCUUUAACCAAAGUGCUUCCAUUUCUUGGACAGAUCCUGUGGAUGGACUCUGGGCCUUCAAUCAAUGUACUAAGUGAUUUGUCCUGCAUAUUGACUGAAAUAAAGUAGUUGAUAUGUUUAUUUCUUUAUUUAAUUGAUUAUUUAUUUAGUUUUUUAACUCAGUACAUUUUUUACAUCAACAGGUAAUAAGCUAAGAGGUAUUUUAAUAUAUCAUUGUAUUUAUGUAAUAUCAGAGCUCAGGACAAUUCAUGAAGCAGGUUGAUUGAAACCAGUUGUCUGUCAACAAAUAUGAACUUCAUGGUGGUACUUCUUGUCUUGGGGUAAAUUUACUUUAUGUGCAAUUUGAGCUGAUGGAUUCACCAUGCAGAUAAACCUCAAUCUAAGCCAAUGGUUUGGAGUGAUACUGCCUAUAAUUUUGUGUUCAUUUUUCUUUCUGUUUGUUGUAAAAAAAAAAAAAAAUGUGUUACUUGAGUUUACAAUAUGGUGAAUAACAUCAAUGUUUACAGUGAAUAUUUAUGUUUUUUUUUUUCUUUAUUUUCAUUUUUGUCAAACCAACAUAAACAAUGAUUUGUGGGCAUUUUGGAUUCUUGAAGAUAAAAUAAAGCACAAUGAUUUUA